CCUAUUUACUUCGUCUUUCCAUCAUUCCAAUGCCAGUUCUUCAUCAGAUCUCUUUGCAGAAGGACGACUUGCGUGUGAUCCCACAGAGAAUAGAUAAAAAUGGGGGUUAAAACUGCCACUGUCUACGUCGUAAGACAUGGUGAGACCGUGGGUAACGAUACCAAGUUGAUAAUGCAUCCGGAUGAAGACGUGCUCAACACAACUGGAAAAAUUCAGGCAACCAAUUUGGCACAAACUCUGAAGGAGGUUAAUUUCACUGAUGUGUAUACAAGCAACUAUCCCAGGACAAUUGAGACGGCCUCGAUUGUCCUGUCUCACAACUUGAACAACAAGUCGCCACCGACAAAAACUGAUGAACGACUACGGGAAAUUGGAAUUGAUAACAUGUAUGGGCAACCUUAUGGGACUAUUUUUAAAGCCUUGAUUGCAUUUCUUAAUUCUGGACGACCUUUGGACGAGUUUGCUGUGCAGGAAAGUGAACCUCUUCCGGAAAUUAGAAAACGGGCAGGGGAAUUUCUUGUGGACCUCAUUCAAAACAUUUCCAAGUCAAACUCUCCAGACCAAACCAUACUCAUCGUUUCUCACGGGGCGUUCAUUCGGUUCUUUUUGGAACAUUUUACCAACGCUGCCAAAUUCAACCUGGCAGGUUGGGACCCCAGUGCCUUGAAAUUCACUCGUAACACGGGCUGCAACAUGUUCGUCAUCCAUGUUCCAGAUGAAUCUGAAACAGAACAACAGAUUCGUGUGAACUUUGAAAAAAUUCACGACUUUUCCCAUCUUACAAAGGAAAUGCUGGAGACCGAUUCCUUGACCAGGAUUGCUCAAACCCCUGAAGGAAAAUGCAUUUCAGGAUGCAUGCAAGUUUGAAAAUCGUCUUAAAUUUCUUGAUGAACGACUUUAUAAUAAUUGCUGUAGUAUAAUUGGAUUCGUGAAUGUCAGUACAGAAUAAAGUCACUGCGAUGUUUUGUUUGAUAUUAUCAGUCAAAAAUGAUUGAAAUUAUGAAAGGAGGGACAGUACCGUUUGCUGCAUUGCAUCGAUCGGCUUCGAUCUGAAUCACCGUAGCUGUGUACCCCAGAUUUGGUUUCCCUACCGGCCCGGCAUUGUUAUGCUCCGCUGGUGAAAGUCACACAAGCCGUGUGCAGUGUUUGCUGUUACAGAAUUUAAAUGAAUUUCAACCAAAUAGUCAUUUUUUAAAAGAAAGUGCGUUCUUUCUUAUCAGUCUGGUUAAGUACGAGUUCCUUAAGGACCACAUCUGUUCUCCAACUAUAUUCGUUUAAUUCAUGUUUCAAAUCAAACCUUUCCUUCUUUCCGGAUAGCGUGUUAAUUAAAUUUAAGAGUUUAUAUUUAGUUGAGGAGUUCUGCAAAAGUACUUUCUGCAAUUAGGAUUAAUGAUGACAUCCGAGAAAAAGGGCGACUAUAUCCUCGAGCCCAGCGCUCCCAUCACCAAGAAGGGAAUUUUGAUGUCAUUUUUGACUGGAGAACCAAUGCCAAUUCCUGAUGCAGAUUUGCUCGGGAAAUGUCGGUCCGUAAGCGAAUAUGAAAAAUUGAACAGGAUUGGAGAAGGGACAUAUGGAGUAGUUUAUCGGGCUCGAGACUACAAGUCAUCCGAAGUGGUUGCACUAAAGAAAAUGAGGAUGGAGAAGGAAAAGGAUGGCAUUCCGAUAAGCGCUCUUCGAGAGAUUUCAAUUCUAUUGAAUGUCCAGCAUGCAAACAUUGUAUGUUUAAAGGACGUUGUCGUCGGCAGAAAUCUUGAAACCAUGUUCUUGGUGAUGGAAUAUUGCGAACAGGAUUUGGCGAGUUUGUUGGACAACAUGCAAAGUCCCUUUACCGAGAAUCAAAUCAAGUGCAUCCUUAUUCAGCUGUUUAAGGGACUUCGUCACUUACAUCGAAACUUUAUUGUACACCGAGACUUGAAGGUGUCAAAUUUGCUAAUGACGGACAAAGGAAUUCUGAAAAUUGCGGAUUUUGGUCUGGCUAGAAAGUAUGGUUUACCAUUGCAACCCAUGACGCCGGGUGUAGUAACCUUAUGGUACCGCUCACCAGAGCUAUUACUGCAUGCCAAAACACAAACUACCGCUUUGGACAUGUGGGCAGCAGGGUGCAUCUUUGGAGAACUUCUUUCUCAUAAGCCUCUACUUCCUGGACGCUCUGAAAUUCAUCAACUUGACCUCAUCAUCGAUCUUCUCGGCUCCCCCAGUGACUCAAUUUGGCCGGAAUUUCAUAGCUUGCCAGCCGUUCAAAAUAUGACACUGAAGCAUCAACCUUACAACAACAUUAAGGACAAGUUUCCUCUUUUAUCUGGGGCUGGGUUAAGACUGAUCAACUUCCUGUUAAUGUAUGACCCAAGAAAACGUGCAACAUCCGAUGAGUGUCUGCAGAGUUCAUAUUUCCGAGAGCCUCCAUUGCCCUGUGAGCCAGAUGUAAUGCCAAGCUUCCCCCAACACCGCAAUAUGACUAUAGGAAAUCGCUUUGAUCGAGUAUAGAUACUCAAAAACAAAUAACUCUGUUAAUAAGUAUGCGUUGUUGCGCCACUAUGCAGAUUUGAAUGAUACGUUCCUUUGUUAAAACAACUUUCUUGAACAAGAUUUUUAUUAUUGGUUAUUUUUUUUAUUCUUUCCUGUCACGAUGUUUUUAGUUUACUAAAUAUAGACAUAAAAAUAUUAAAUUUGUCUGAUCUUACAAA
Messenger RNA from Folsomia candida, 2684 nucleotides. RefSeq names its product cyclin-dependent kinase 10 (gene Cdc10). NCBI's taxonomy places the organism in Eukaryota, Metazoa, Arthropoda, Collembola, Entomobryomorpha, Isotomidae. Gene Ontology annotation, biological process: regulation of mitotic cell cycle; protein phosphorylation. Gene Ontology annotation, molecular function: cyclin-dependent protein serine/threonine kinase activity; ATP binding. The transcript has 12 exons. Gene Ontology annotation, cellular component: nucleus. Bases 1390 to 2484 code for a protein of 364 amino acids. The record is from RefSeq and is a predicted model, not a curated record.